AAAAUCCAAAAUUUGUGUAAUGUUUAUGAGUCGGCAUUAGUUAUGUGUCGUUUAAAUUUUAUUUCAUUUAAUUUUGGAAGUUUAAGAAGAGAAUUACUUUGAUUUUAUCAUAAAUAUUGAUUAAUCUUUUAUUAUUAAUUCUUUUUACAGAACUGUUGUUACCUAAGAUGAACAUUUGUCAAUCUUGUGAUUAUGUGUACUUGAUUUUACUAUGAAAGCAAUAAUCAUACUUUUUUAAGAUCAUAUUUGAGUAAUUUUAAAUCGAAGAAAUCAAGAGAAAGCAUGAUAGAAAUCAAGAUUUUAUGCCCGAUUUAUUGCAUUUUUGAUGAAGGUCCUGAUCUGCUAUGGAGGAUGAUGCACCUAUCAUAUAUGGUUUGGAAUUCCAAGCUCGAGCAUUAAGUGCUCAGACAUCUGAAACAGAUGUUGUUCGAUUUCUUGUAGGAACACAGUCUUUGAAAUUUGAAAAUCAGAUUCAUCAACUUGAGUACGAUGAAGAAAAUAACAGUAUUGUUAAGACUGUCUACCUUCAUAAUGUUGGAGAAAUUUGGCAUUUAAGCACUUCUCCUUCUGAGACUAGUUUAUUGUCAACAUGCUAUAAUCAAAUAACACAAAAUGGAAAGUGUGAAAUGCAUGGUGCAAUUUGGAAACUUCCUCCUGUAUCUAAAACAUGCUAUAGUAAUGAUGAUACAUCAUCUUCAUAUCCAUCCCUUGAGCUUGUUGCAGAUUUAGAUAUAAGAGAUUCAGGUGGUGAAAUUAAAAGUAUUGUGUGGGAACCUGUAUCUGGAAAAAGGAUAAUAACAUUAAUGGAUUCUUCUUUUCAUUUAUGGGAUCUUUCUGAUGUUACAAAAGCUAUCCAACAGUCUCAAGUGCUCCCUGAACAGAAAGGUAGACAAAAGUUUACUGCGGCAAACUGGAAUCCACACCAGAAUUGCAAUGUAGUUGCUAUUGCAAUUGAUACAUCUGUGAGAAGUUGGGAUUUACGAACCAUGCAGACUGCAUGGUCAUUUGAAAAUGCUCAUGGUCAACUUGUUCGAUAUUUGGACUUUAACCCAAACAAGCAGUAUUACAUUGCUACUUGUGGUGAUGACUGCCAAACUAAAUUCUGGGAUGUGCGAAAUAACACUAAACCUCUUUUAGUGUUUUCAGAUCAUUCUCAUUGGGUAUGGUGCGUCAAAUACAACAGCUUUCAUGAUCAACUUGUUUUGACAUCUAGUAGUGAUUCGAGAGUUAUUUUGUCAAGAGCAGCCUCAGUAUCAUCAGCACCUUUUGGACAUUUAAUAGAAGAUGAUGAUGUUGAAGGCCAUGAUGACAGUUAUAAAUCUAACACUAAACCUGUAUCUGAUGGAGUAGUAUCUAUUUAUGAGGAGCAUGAAGAUAGUGUAUAUGCUGUGGAAUGGUCUAGUGCUGAUCCAUGGUUAUUUGCAUCACUGAGUUAUGAUGGACGAUUAGUAAUUAACAAAGUUCCUCGUGCUGAAAAAUAUCGAAUAUUAUUGUAAAUAUAAUUUAUUUCAAAUUAAUUCAAAAUAAAAUAAAUCCCAUAUUAGUAUUAUAUGA
Molecule: messenger RNA, 1554 nt
Organism: Stegodyphus dumicola
Lineage: Eukaryota; Metazoa; Arthropoda; Arachnida; Araneae; Eresidae
Product: EARP-interacting protein homolog
Biological process (GO): protein ubiquitination
Molecular function (GO): protein binding
Source: RefSeq, a predicted model, not a curated record